GUUGACAUGAUGAAAGAAGCAUUAGAAAAACUUCAGCUCAAUAUAGUAGAGAUGAAAGAUGAAAACGCAACCCUGGAUGGUGGAGAUGUCUUAUUCACAGGCAGAGAAUUUUUUGUGGGCCUUUCCAAGCGGACAAAUCAACGAGGUGCGGAAAUCUUGGCUGAUACUUUUAAGGACUAUGCGGUCUCCAUGGUCCCUGUGGCUGACGCUCUGCACUUGAAGAGCUUCUGCAGCAUGGCCGGGCCUAACCUGAUCGCGAUCGGGUCCAGUGAAGCUGCACAGAAAGCCCUCAAGAUCAUGCAGCAGAUGAGUGACCACCGCUACGACAAACUCACUGUGCCUGACGACACGGCCGCAAACUGUAUAUACCUAAAUAUCCCCAGCAAAGGCCACGUCUUGCUGCACCGAACCCCAGAAGAGUAUCCAGAAAGUGCGAAGGUUUAUGAAAAGCUGAAGGACCAUAUGCUGAUCCCCGUGAGCAAUUCUGAACUGGAAAAGGUGGACGGGCUGCUUACCUGCUGCUCGAUUUUUAUUAACAAGAAGGCAGACUCCUGAGCCGCAGCCCCUCCCUGGUAGCCGGCAAUCCUGCACUCAUAAGGCCAAUAACUGUACCCACUCCUAUCGUUCUCAUUGACAAUCUCCUAGGCCACUGUGCUACUAACUCUGGUUCACAAUUCUAGUUUGAUUGCUUCGUUCUGCGCCUCCCCCACCCCCCACUCCCCUCGCGGUGGUACCUAAACUGUGGAUUUGCUAAAUGAAUUAAGCAAUCUAGAAAAUCUGGAGCUACUGAAUAACUGAAAUGGGAUUGAUAAUAGU
Vicugna pacos (alpaca) is the source of this 816-nucleotide messenger RNA. Lineage: Eukaryota; Metazoa; Chordata; Mammalia; Artiodactyla; Camelidae. The record is from RefSeq and is a predicted model, not a curated record.